UUCAAAGAGCUACACACGUGUGGGACAUGCGUUGGCGCUCACACACCGUGUCAACGCUCGCGGCAUUCACCGAUUUGCACCGUCAAUCACAACGAUGGCUCUUAUUCAACUGCAACGCUGGUGGCGCCGCUGCCUCCUCAAGCUCUACGAGGCCAAGGCCAAGUCGCUCGCCGAGCAGCAGCACAUGCUCGAGACCAAGAUCGCAAUCAUCAAGGCGCAGCUCGUGGAUCCAAACGCAAACUUGCCCAUGACGAGCCUCUACGACGGCCUCGAGGUCCUCCACGAACAGCCCACCGAGGACAUCAACGCGUGGAUGAACGAGCACGAAAAGUUGCGCGCUGCGGUCUUCGACCAGCUGCAAGCGAUCAAAACCAACGUCCAAUACGCGCAGCCGUCGCCGGCCGUCACGCCCGCGCGCCCGAGCCGUCCGAUCAAAGGCCUCGCGGCGCCGUCGCCCAAGACGACGCCGCGCCCGAAUGCGCUGCCGUCGCCGGCCCACUCGUCGUCCUCGUCUCGGCACAUGAACAUUGGUGGCAGUACGCACCCGCUGCAAGAGUCGCUUGAAGGCAUGGAAAAGUCAUUCCAUAUCCUGCUCCGCGUCAUGCGCGUCGUCUUUUCCGGUCGCAAGACGGACGGCAGCCAGAAAGUCCCGUCGUCCAUCAUCGUGUCGCACCAAAUUCAGCAAACGAUCGUCCGCCUCCUCUCCGAGAUCCACGAGCGCCUCGACGACACAAUGCAGAUCCAGGCGUCGCUGCUCGACGAGCCAAUGGCAACGCCAAAAGCGUCGUGGAAGACCAUGGCCCACACCGAAGCGCUGCUGCCAUACACGCUCGGGUCGGAUCCGUGGAACCGGCUGUGCCGCGACUGGGCGCAAGGCAGCGAGACCAAGGUCGCGUCCUUGCACCGGUGGCUGGAUGCGGCACUGCACAAGCCCACGAACUGCCUCAAGCCGAUCGAGCUCCAGUGCCUCCACCCGGUCGUGCUCGAAGGCUUCCUCAAACUCGUCGUGCCAGCGCUCAAGGCCAAGCACGGCCACAGCAUGGUCGUGCAGACCAAGCCGCUCACGGGCACGCUCCUCCGACUGCAGUUCCAGUCGUCGCCGUCGACGCCGAGCAGUACCGUGUACAACAUGCGUGGCACCAUGGUCGCGUAGUGCUUUUUUAUUCCCUAUCUUAUUCGCGCGUUUGACAGUUGUAUCUAUAUAUAUCGACGUCGUUCAACCACGGCGCUCCCAUUGAAUUAAAUAAAGAGAAUUGAUACUAAUAAUUCGAUUUAUUACGAGCCAUUCUUAG
This is a messenger RNA of Saprolegnia diclina VS20, 1292 nucleotides long. RefSeq lists its product as hypothetical. Lineage: Eukaryota; Oomycota; Saprolegniomycetes; Saprolegniales; Saprolegniaceae. The coding region runs from base 95 to 1153 and encodes 352 amino acids. The record is from RefSeq and is a predicted model, not a curated record. The transcript has a single exon.